AUGCUAGAUUUCAUCACGGUGUUCAAUCCAUCGUACAUCACCAAGGAAGAGGAUGCUGAAAAGCAGCUUUUGCUGUUCCACACGUUCCAAGAGGUUGAGGAGGGCCGAAAUUUGUCGCUCAAUGAAAAGAUCGCACAGUUGGGCGUGAUUCAAGCGUUGUGGCAGUUUUCAGGCACGUUUGCAGAAUCGCAAGACAUGAGCGAAAGCGUUAUAGAGCUCGAAGACCGAGUUUUGUGUACUAUUGUGGUCGAAAACGGUUUCUUUGUGACACUGGGUAUCGCAGCUGCGGAACUGGACAUACCUGCCAACUAUUUUGCGGCCAAUCUGCGACAUUGUUACGAUUUCUCGGUGCUGCAGUUCGGGCUGUGGAGCGGGUUUACGAGUCGGAAGCAGCUCACAGAUCGUCUAAACGAAUUUCUGGUUCCGUUUUGGACCGAAUUAAACCUCAUGCCGCACCAUCUAUGGUACAAGGGCUUUAUGAACUGCUGGCCCCACUGCUACAAAGUGGCAGACAUCGAAGACAACGCCAAAACGGACGCCUCCUCGUCUUCUUCUUCUUCGUGGGAAGCCGAUCUCAAGCAGCAGGUUCUGCUUGACGACUCCAGCUUUCUGGGCUUGCAAGACCUUCUUAUCUACCAUUUACCAAAAGCCACGUCUGGAAAGAGUUAUAAGCUUUACGGUCUAGUGCGGAGCUUCACACCGAAUUUUGAUUCCUUACCACAGUUCUCGAACUGGAUCGAACACCUUGAUAACGUCUACACGCGAUUAUCGAGUCAUGUACUGGCAGGCAACGUACAGUUCAAAGAGGCUGCCGAAGAGGAGCCUACCGUCCUGGCGAACAACAGCGAAGAUCUUUCAACGACUCAAUCGAUAAUGGAUCAAAGCAGGAAACUUUAUAAUAAUUUCACUUAUCCUCUGUCGUUUGCUCACGAUGCCGUGCAUGAGGUUGGCAAUAUGACUGGGAUUUCCAGUAGCAUGUCGUUACUUAGCGAUUUAAUGCCAAAGAUUCCAAGCUGGAAAAUCUGGCCCAACUCAGAUGACAAAAAAGCCAAAGCGGCGCGAAGCGAAUUUUUGAUCUCUCCACUUUCUGCAUCCUUUCUUCCCGAGAGCUACAAAGUCAAAAAAAUGCAUUUAUCCUAUGAUGGCGUUCUCCAGAGCUUCAAUUGCCUGUUUUGGUUUUACAACGAAGCACUUGUUGUCCUAGUCUACAAAGAAAACUUUGGUAAAAUAUGGGAUCAUGAAUACCUGCAUGAUACACACUUCAAACUAUCUCAGUGUAUCUCCAAACUAUACACGUCGCACCUCAACGCUACGCAUAACGGCGUACCAGACAGUUUUUGUUAUGCGAUUAUAUCGAAAAAUACUCGACGGUUGAGGUCGUCUUUUCCGUUGAAUACAGCUCAAGAAAACUCCACCAAAACUUCCACCUUAGAGCUUGUCGUCAGUGGAUUAGACGAAUUUCUCGCCAUAGGCACCAACAGAAAGACAUCCGUAGCCACGCUGCACCCUUUACAGGCAUCAGCAAACUCCGAGGAUGAAUCUGGAAAACAGCCCUGGGGGCUAAGUCUCAUGGGCGGAAUAUUCAAGAAAGGUCCAGCUGACGAUGCCUCUAAAAAGUAUGGCGAGACAUUUCUGGACGAUAUUCCCGAGGAGAAAUUGCGCUUCCUGCAUUUAGACAUCAACAAGUUUAUCAACACUUUGAACACUUCAAAAAGAGCGCCCGAUUUAAAAGAAGAAAAACUGAUAAAACUGAACAAUGGCGUUCUUUGCUUUCUCAGUGAAACCUCGAAAGAAAUCGUGGUCUUGGUGGAGAACUGGUUUGACAAAAAGCCCUCGAAAUCGAAGCGCUCGCCAAGAGAUGGAAACAAUUUGGUACAGUAUAUGGGGACCGAAGUGUUUAAAUGGUGGCAAAAAAAUAAGCGCACACAGACGUAG
Molecule: messenger RNA, 1935 nt
Organism: Lachancea meyersii CBS 8951
Lineage: Eukaryota; Fungi; Ascomycota; Saccharomycetes; Saccharomycetales; Saccharomycetaceae
Source: the annotation of a GenBank genome assembly